GCUGACGCUCUCAGCGACGGUUCUUAUUGGCUGCUGCUGAGUCGGAAACAUUCGGUCCGGUAUUGUUAGUCCUCCGGGUGUUAUUCAACAUGGCUGUGCCUGCUGGAAGAUCUGUAGUCUUCGUGACUGGAAAUGCAAAAAAACUCGAAGAGGUCAUUCAGAUCCUAGGGGACAAGUUUCCCUACAAACUGGUGUCAAAAAAGAUUGACUUGCCUGAAUAUCAAGGAGAGCCAGAUGACAUUUCCAUACAGAAGUGUAAGGAGGCUGCACGGCAGAUUGACGGGCCGGUCAUAGUGGAGGACACCUGUCUGUGUUUCAAUGCUUUGGGAGGCCUGCCUGGUCCUUACAUAAAAUGGUUCCUGGAUAAACUCAAGCCAGAAGGCUUGUACAAACUCUUAGCCGGGUUUGAAGAUAAAUCGGCGUGGGCUCUCUGCACUUUUGCUUUCUCUGCUGGGAAAAAUGAACCAGUCGAGCUCUUCAGAGGGAAAACAGAGGGGCAAAUCGUGGAGCCAAGAGGACCUCGAGAUUUUGGAUGGGAUCCUUGUUUCCAGCCUGACGGUUAUGACAAAACUUAUGCUGAACUGCCCAAAGAGGUGAAGAAUACGAUCUCUCACCGAUACCGGGCGCUUGCUGCCAUGUCGGAGCACUUCUGUCAAACCAACAAUACCUCGCCACAGGUCAAGAAGAAGAAGCAGGGAGAUUAAAGAGUCGUUUGUCAGCCAACUUCAGCAUCUGAAUCUGGAGCAAACUGCCCAAAGCUCAAGUCAUGUUUGAUAGUUGUGUGAAAAGGUAUGGCAGAUAGCAGCUUUGUGAUCCCUUGUAGAAUCUGAGGCAGAAAAUGUGCUGCAUAAUGUCGUUUUCUCUUUUUAAUAAACUUAUUUUUUAAACAAA
Molecule: messenger RNA, 891 nt
Organism: Plectropomus leopardus (leopard coralgrouper)
Lineage: Eukaryota; Metazoa; Chordata; Actinopteri; Perciformes; Serranidae
Gene: itpa
Product: inosine triphosphatase (nucleoside triphosphate pyrophosphatase)
Biological process (GO): nucleoside triphosphate catabolic process
Cellular component (GO): cytoplasm
Molecular function (GO): nucleoside triphosphate diphosphatase activity
Source: RefSeq, a predicted model, not a curated record